AUGUCUGCAGCUGCGUCGGCGUCGGGCGGGGACACCCCGAAGCAGCUCCUCUCCAUCAUCCGCGACUUCGCCUACGAGAAGUCCCACGGCGAGCGCAGGGUGUCCGACCUCAAGCGGCGCCUCGCCGAUGCGCGCGCCGCGGCAGACGCGGCCGCAGCGGAGCUCGAGGCCGCGAAGCGCGCGCGGGAGGCUGCGGAGCAGGACCUCCGCGGGAGCCAGGUGCAAGCCGCGAUCGCCGCCGACUCCAUCCUUGCGCUAGAGGCGACGAUCUCGCAUCUCCAGGAGGAGAUCUCGAAGGCCGGCACUCAUCUGGACGCGCUCAAAAGCAAGGGAGACAGUGAGAGAGAGGAGUUCAGUAGCAAGAUGUAUGAGAUGAAUGCAAAGAUAAGGCAAUUUCAACAGAUGGCCUCUCUAGAAUUAGCAGAGCACAAUCACUGUGAGCUGCUGUCUACAGAAGGUGAACAUGUCAGAGACAAGAGUAAAACUGUGGACUCAGAAGGCAAUUUGAAAGAGUUGGCAGAUAAGGUGAGCAACGCUGAAGCUGAGGUGCAGAUCUUGGAAGAAGAGUAUAAAAAGGAUCUGCUUGAUCAUGAUAAGGUCCGUCAGGAGCUGGCCGAUGUCCAAGCAAAGAGAGCUCUUAUGGAGGCUGUUAUGGGAGCGACAAAGCAGCUGCAGGAGCUCGGCGAAUAUCCUGAAAUUUAUCUUUCUUUAACCUGGAACACGCGGGCAGCUGAACUGGAGAAGGUGCACGCUUCACUUGCAGAGGAGCUGCAGCGUCGAAUCACAACUGUGGCCUAUGGGAAGCCAACUCUUCUCGUCUCUGCAAUAGCGCUCUUCCUUCCUCCACUCAAUGCAAACCGUGGUGGCACCUUCUCCCCCUCUCCACUCUGA
Messenger RNA from Miscanthus lutarioriparius, 891 nucleotides. NCBI's taxonomy places the organism in Eukaryota, Viridiplantae, Streptophyta, Magnoliopsida, Poales, Poaceae. The record is from the annotation of a GenBank genome assembly.